CCACCAUGCUACACCAAAGUGCGGUCCCUGCGGUGUGCCUUGAAAAUGGCGUGGACGUAAUGCUCGGCAUUGACGAAGCCGGUCGCGGCCCUGUCCUUGGCCCGAUGGUCUACGGCGCUGCAUACUGGCGUGUACAGGACGACGCCGUGAUGAGCAGCCAGGGCUUCGACGACUCGAAAGCGUUGACGCACGAGUCGCGACAGCGCCUCUUCGACAAAAUAAAAGCCACAACAGACAUGGGGUACGUCACACGGACCAUCGACGCGACCGAGAUCUCGCACAACAUGCUCACUCGCCGGCGCAACCUCAACGAAAUGUCUCGCGACGCUGCGAUCGAGAUGAUUGUCGCUGUUCAGAACGCCGGCGUCAACGUCAAGCACGUGUACGUCGACACGGUGGGGGACCCUGGCUGGUACCGCAUGUUCCUAACCAAGCAUUUCCACGGGAAGAUCGUGUUCACGGUGGAAAAGAAGGCCGACAGUCUCUUCAAAGUGGUGAGUGCGGCCAGCAUUUGCGCCAAGGUGACGCGGGAUGCCGUGGUCGCGUCGUGGCAGUACGAGUCGUCGGGGUUGGCGAAGUUGGACACCGAUUUCGGGUCGGGCUACCCGAGCGACCCCAAGUGCAAGCGCUGGCUCCACGACGCCCUCGAGCCCGUGUUUGGCUACCCAAACAUUGUCCGGUUCAGCUGGGGCACGUUGGAGAGCUACAACAAUCGCCUGGUAGACGUGACGUGGCCACACGACAAAGAAGACGCGCCAGUGGGAACUCAAUCCAUUGCAGCAUUCAUGACCACUUCCACCACCAAGAAGAGGAAGCGAGCAGCGUACUUCUCACAAGCCAACUUGGAGAUCGUACAGGACUUGUAACAAUCCACACAUACUGUUCAUCCAGCGUCGUUCGCUUGCCAAGCGUGCAGCAAUAUACCUUUUAAUGAUAAGUACUAAAGUGAUAGUACUAUGCAAUAGGACCCC
This is a messenger RNA of Aphanomyces astaci, 971 nucleotides long. Its product is annotated as ribonuclease HII. Gene Ontology annotation, biological process: DNA replication, removal of RNA primer; mismatch repair. Gene Ontology annotation, molecular function: RNA-DNA hybrid ribonuclease activity; RNA binding. The transcript is spliced from 2 exons. Bases 6 to 866 code for a protein of 286 amino acids. The record is from RefSeq and is a predicted model, not a curated record. Gene Ontology annotation, cellular component: ribonuclease H2 complex. NCBI's taxonomy places the organism in Eukaryota, Oomycota, Saprolegniomycetes, Saprolegniales, Verrucalvaceae.